Messenger RNA from Drosophila willistoni, 658 nucleotides. Its product is annotated as small ubiquitin-related modifier 3. The record is from RefSeq and is a predicted model, not a curated record. Gene Ontology annotation, cellular component: nucleus. NCBI's taxonomy places the organism in Eukaryota, Metazoa, Arthropoda, Insecta, Diptera, Drosophilidae. Gene Ontology annotation, biological process: protein sumoylation. Bases 117 to 377 code for a protein of 86 amino acids. Gene Ontology annotation, molecular function: ubiquitin-like protein ligase binding; protein tag activity. The transcript has a single exon.
AAAUGAACAAUUCAAAUAAUAUCCAAACAAAAUCAGAAUAACACAUUAUAUAUUUGUCUAUUACAAAAUCAGAAUAACACAUUCAUUAUAUAUUCGUUUAUUACAAAAUUAGAAUCAUGCAGCUUAUAGCUAUAAAAGUACAGACUAUAGAUGGAACCUCUGAGAUAUAUCGCUUAGGACGUUUCAUGCCAUUGAAGGAAUCUUAUUGUAUGGAUAAGGGUGUGGCUACGGAUUCGAUACGUUUAUUUUUCGAUGGAUAUGAAAUUAAAGAGAAUGACACAGCCGAUUCAUUGCAAUUGGAAGAUCAAGAUCAGAUAGACAUGGUCAAUGAGGUGGAACAACAUGGCGAUGGGCCUGGUGUUGGCCAAAUUGCUUAAGGUCAAUGAACUGUUUGCGGUAGAAGUGCUACGUUUUCUUAGAAAGGGGCAUGCCCGGCCAGGACAUGCACUUGUCAUAUCAAAGGCGCUCUGGCGGCAGGAUAAUUUGUUUAAAUUGUAAGGCGCACAAUUAUGUCGUCGACAUGCAAACACACAAACACAAGUGCACGGAGAAAGCCCUUAGCUAGACACAAAAGUGCCGGAUGUCAUGCAACCCCCUAACAAUGAUUUUGUUUGCCUUCUCUGCUAUACAUAUACAAAUGUUUUCUCGUUCAUAUAUA